CAUAUGUGAGACUAGUAAAGAAGGAUGAUCAUACCUUUCGGAAUUGGAUGAACAUCAGGUGGCUAUCAAGCGUGUAUAUCAUGGUCUUUGGAACAGGUCCAUGGGGGUUGUGCCGUUUGAUACAAUGAAGAUCCAGUUCCUGGCUAUCGGUGAUGCAUUCAAAAUAAAAUUUUGGGACAUGGACAAUAUUUACCUCUUGACAACUACUGCUGCAGAGGGUGGAUUACUGGCUGCUCCAUGCAUUCGAUUUGACAAGGAAGGGAUACUGCUUGCUGUAUCAACAAGUGAGAAUGGAAUCAAAAUACUUGCAAAUGCUGAUGGUGUACGGCUUCUGUGUUGUAUUGAAAAUCAAGCUGUUGAUACCUCCAGAGUGGCUCCUGCAACUAUUGAAAAGGGACCGAUAAUUAGCACCUUUGGUGCUUCCUGUUCAACUGCUGGAACAAGCACUUGAUAUUAGUCGAAGUCCACAGAAACCCUAAAGCUUUUGAUUUUCUGAAGAAUAUUCUUAUCAAAAUUUCAGAAGAAUAUUUCAGGAGCUAAAAUUCUUAUUGACGACAACGCAUAUGUUCAGUUGACAUUUCUGAAUCUAGAGGAAAAGAUGACUAUUGUGGAAGUUCUCACUUAGGC
Messenger RNA from Quercus lobata, 627 nucleotides. Its product is annotated as topless-related protein 4-like. NCBI's taxonomy places the organism in Eukaryota, Viridiplantae, Streptophyta, Magnoliopsida, Fagales, Fagaceae. The record is from RefSeq and is a predicted model, not a curated record. Gene Ontology annotation, biological process: regulation of DNA-templated transcription. The transcript has 3 exons. Bases 101 to 451 code for a protein of 116 amino acids.